Messenger RNA from Macrosiphum euphorbiae (potato aphid), 234 nucleotides. The record is from the annotation of a GenBank genome assembly. Lineage: Eukaryota; Metazoa; Arthropoda; Insecta; Hemiptera; Aphididae.
AUGGAAAAACUCGGCGCUCAGUUAGCAGACUUGAGUGCCAAACAACUGGACGGUGUUGCGGCUUGGUUAGCGGUCAGGAAAAAACCAAUAGACCGACAACUACAGACGGAUAUGGAUAUCAACCGAAACUGGACAGCAGUACACGACGAAGACGACGACGACGACAGAAAACCGACGAAAUGCUUGCCGCUUGCGUACCUACACGUUUCGGUUUACGAUUUCGAUUCCAACUAG